Molecule: messenger RNA, 504 nt
Organism: Protopolystoma xenopodis
Lineage: Eukaryota; Metazoa; Platyhelminthes; Monogenea; Polystomatidea; Polystomatidae
Source: the annotation of a GenBank genome assembly
AUGUCGUCUAAGAGUACAUCGCUACAAGUGGGCUUUGUAAAGCUUAAUCAUCGUCACCAUCAGUACGAGGUACGGCUUGCAGGGGUCCUGACCUACAAUCUGCCCCCUUUCUCCUACCCCGCUGGUCAUAUGGUCGCCGCUAGACAUCAAGAUCACUAUUGCUUGGAAUUUCAUUUCGUACAAAAGAAUAUAAAAAAGAGAUUCAAAGGUCGGUCUCACCGGAAGAGGGAAGUUGAAUCCCAUUGUACUGCAGCCGUUUGGCUUUUAUAUGACGUUGAGAUUGACGCCUUCCACAAGAUCCCCCUGUUUUCAGGUAAAAAUGAGUUGAGCUUUCGUCCAUCAUAUGAUAGACAUCAUCAAUUGACCUCUUCUGGCGAGAUCGACAUUCCAAUCUUUUCCUCAUACAAUUUCAUACGAAAUGAAAGUCCAAACAAUAAUGUUAUCUCAGGAGAUUCGUCAAAACCCAGUUACUCUCCAUGUCAAAAUCAUUCUCUGGCUGCCUAA